This is a messenger RNA of Cajanus cajan (pigeon pea), 2364 nucleotides long. RefSeq names its product Flavodoxin family protein. The record is from RefSeq and is a predicted model, not a curated record. Gene Ontology annotation, cellular component: cytosol. Gene Ontology annotation, molecular function: NADPH-hemoprotein reductase activity; flavin adenine dinucleotide binding; FMN binding. Lineage: Eukaryota; Viridiplantae; Streptophyta; Magnoliopsida; Fabales; Fabaceae.
ACCAAACCAAGUUUCUUCUGAAAACAACUUUGUAAAAUCACAACUUUAACUGAGCGUGUGUGGUGGAAUUUCAAAAGUCUCGGAAGUGAUAGAUCCGCGCACACCCUUAUUUUCUCCCUAAAACCCUUUUCUCAUUCACCAAAAAGCUUUCAGCUUAGCAAUUGUUGAAGGUGAAAGUCAUGCGUAAACUGCUCAUACUCUACGCCACUCAGACCGGCAAUGCAUUGGACGCAGCAGAACGUCUUUCUCGCGAAGCUGAACGGAGAGGCUGCCCCAUCAACCUUCUCUCCCUUCAUCAAUAUGACCCUAGUUUGUUGCCUCAGGAAGAGGCUGUGAUUUUUGUGGUUUCUACCACAGGCCAGGGUGAUGCACCUGAUUCCAUGAAGGUAUUUUGGAGAUAUCUUCUUCAGAGAAACCUAGGCCACCAUUGGUUGAAAGGGGUUCAUUAUGCUGUUUUUGGCUUGGGUGAUUCUAGUUAUCAGAAGUACAAUUUUGUUGCAAAGAAGCUGGACAAAAGGUUAUUGGACCUCGGAGGAACAGCUAUUGUAGAAAGAGGCUUGGGAGAUGAUCAGCACCCUUCAGGCUAUGAAGCUUCUCUGGAUCCUUGGAUGUCUUCCCUGUGGAGAAUGUUAAACAUGAUUAAACCAGAACUCUUAUCAAAUGGUCCUGAUGUUGUGAUUCAAGAUACAGUAUUGAUUGAUCAACCCAAAGUCCGGAUCACAUAUCACAACAUUGAAAAUGUUGAAUCACAUUUUUCUAGUGCCUCGGAUUUAACUUCUCUUAAUAUUCAAAUUGGGAGUGCUCGAUCAAUGCAUCCUGGAAAAUCUUCAUUUGACAGAAGUAGGCCUGACUGCUUUCUUAAGAUGUUAAAGAAUCUUCCUUUGACCAGAUUGAACUGUGGAAAAGAUGUCCGUCAUUUUGAAUUUGAAUUUGUUUCAAAUGCACUUGAAUAUGAGACUGGUGAUGUCCUUGAAAUUCUCCCUGGCCAAGAUUCAGCUGCAGUCGAUGCUUUCAUACAACGUUGUAAUUUGGAUCCUGAUUCAUUCAUCACUGUUAGUCCAAGAGAAAUGGAUGAUCAAAAUGCACAUGACUCUAGAAUCCCUGUAAAAUUAAAAAAUUUUGUGGAAUUUUCAAUGGAUGUAGAUUCUGCAUCCCCACGGCGGUAUUUCUUUGAGGUUAUGAGGUUUUUUGCAACAGCGGAACAUGAGAGGGAAAGACUUGAAUAUUUUGGUUCACCUGAAGGAAGAGAUGACCUGUACCAAUAUAACCAGAGGGAAAGGAGAACUGUUCUUGAGGUGUUAGAUGAUUUUCCUUCUGUGCAAAUGCCAUUUGAGUGGCUAGUCCAAUUGGUUCCUCCAUUGAAAACAAGAGCAUUCUCCAUAUCUUCUUCUCAAUCAGCUCAUCCCAAUCAAGUACAUUUGACUGUGAAUGUGGUGUCCUGGACAACGCCUUACAAGAGGAAAAAGAAAGGACUAUGCUCCUCGUGGCUUGCUGCAUUAGAUCCCCGUGAUGACAUCUAUGUUCCAGCCUGGUUCCAUAAAGGUUCCCUUCCUUCACCAUCACCUUCACUUCCCCUCAUACUAGUUGGACCUGGGACAGGAUGCGCACCUUUUCGUGGAUUUGUCGAGGAAAGAGCAUUGCAAAGUAGAACUAACUCCACUGCUCCAAUCAUUUUCUUCUUUGGCUGCCGGAAUGAAGACGGCGACUUUCUGUACCGUGACUUCUGGUUGAAUCAUUCACAGAACAAAGGGGUGCUUUCAGAAGCAAAGGGUGGAGGUUUCUAUGUUGCUUUCUCAAGAGAGCAGCCCCAGAAGGUUUAUGUUCAACAUAAGAUGAGGGAACACAGCCAGAGGAUCUGGGACCUUUUAGCUGAGGGGGCGGCUGUUUAUGUAGCAGGUUCUUCAACUAAAAUGCCUGCAGAUGUAACAUCAGCUUUUGAAGAAAUUGUAGCCAAGGAGAAUGAGGUUUCAACAGAAGAUGCAGCUAGGUGGAUUAGAGCGUUAGAAAAGUGUGGUAAAUAUCAUAUUGAGGCAUGGUCUUAGAAGAAGUCACGGGCUCGUGAUUUUUAGACCUUUGGUAGUGCAAUUAUAGCCAAUAGUGUCAUUUGUAUUCCGAUGAAUAUUUUUUUUCGUUAUGAUGAUUAUUAUCACACCUGUGGUUUAUAUGCAACGAGCUUUAUUCUUUCAUGUAUAUAUAUUGUAUCACUUAUAUCCCUGGUUUUCUGAGAAGGAUUUCGUAUGCACUUGGCCAACAGAGAAGGGAUUUAUGAUUGUACAAUGCAAAGGUCAUUCAUAUUCUUAAUGUAGCUCCAUAGAAAUGCUUAAAAAGUCUAAGAUAAACAAUGUUGCUACAUGUUUAGAGUAA